AUGUGUGGAUCGAAAGCUAUGACCCCACAAUUGAAGACUCCUACCGAAAGCAGAUUGAGGUCGAUGGCCGGCAAUGUAUUCUGGAAAUGGACCGAGCAGUUCACCGCUAUGAGGGAGCUUUACAUGAAGCAAGGUCAAGGCUUUCUGCUCGUAUUCUCUAUCACCAGCAUGUCAUCCUUGAACGAGUUGUCCGAACUGAGGGAGCAGAUUAUCCGGAUAAAGGAUGACGAAAAAGUCCCCAUUGUCAUUGUGGGCAACAAAUCCGAUCUGGAGGAAGACCGCGCUGUUCCGCGAGCUCGAGCAUUCGCACUUUCCCAGAGCUGGGGUAAUGCUCCCUAUUAUGAAACUUCAGCGCGUAGGAGAGCAAACGUCAACGAGGUCUUUAUUGAUCUUUGCCGGCAAAUAAUCAGAAAAGACAUGCAGGGAAACUCGUCCAAUGGCUCCGACAAUUCAGCGAGAAAGCGCGAAGGUGCCGGUCGUUACGAUAAGAAGAAAGAAAAGAAACGACGAAAGGGCCCCUGUGUUAUCUUAUAA
Messenger RNA from Aspergillus viridinutans, 534 nucleotides. RefSeq names its product putative RAS small monomeric GTPase (Rsr1). Gene Ontology annotation, cellular component: plasma membrane. The transcript is spliced from 5 exons. The coding region runs from base 1 to 534 and encodes 177 amino acids. NCBI's taxonomy places the organism in Eukaryota, Fungi, Ascomycota, Eurotiomycetes, Eurotiales, Aspergillaceae. Gene Ontology annotation, biological process: signal transduction. The record is from RefSeq and is a predicted model, not a curated record. Gene Ontology annotation, molecular function: GTP binding; GDP binding; GTPase activity.